CCGGAAGUCGGUGCAGAAGGAGUGGGAGGCAACUGGAAACCGGCAGUAUUUGAAUAUUUCUUUGAAAUGCACCUAGUUCCGGGUCAGGCUUCCCAAUGACCCCAGAUCCCUCACCCUGAGCACACCUGAGAUGCCUUGGAGAAGGGGGAUUCGGUGUUUGGGGGCCAGGGUUGUCCCCAAUGGGAGGGCAGCCCUAUGGCGGCCUAUCAGUGCCAAUAGCAGCAGCCACAGGAGGGACUCUCAGGAGCAGCCGGCAUCUCUCCAAAAAGAAAGUGUCCUUUGCCAGGGGAAAUGCUCACUAUGGGAAGGAAGCCCUAUCACAAACCGUUCAGGGUGGUCAGCUGGUCCCAGUUUAGGGCACCCCCGUCUGAUUCACCAGACUGCAUCAUCCCGAGGCCUGACAAAGGAGGACAUCCAGAAAGCCAGGGAAUCUCGUUCCAAGAAAGACCCGGAGAGCAUGGUAAAAGUGAGACAGAAGCUUAGUGAGAGAGCCCGGGAGCGGAAAGUGCCAGUUACACGCGUCGGGCGGUUUGCAAACUUUGGAGGUUUGGCUGUGGGUUUGGGACUUGGAGCUUUGGUGGAAGUGGCAAAGAACUCUUUUAAUGGGGAGCAAAAAUCCAAAGAUGGCAGCUUAUUAGAAUCCAGCCCCUUCCUAUCAGAGGCCAAUGCAGAGCGGAUUGUGGACACACUCUGCAAGAUGCGUGGGGCAGCCCUCAAGAUUGGACAGAUGCUUAGCAUUCAAGACAACAGCUUCAUCAGUCCUCAGCUGCAGCGAAUCUUCGAGCGUGUGCGCCAGAGUGCAGACUUCAUGCCGCCCUCUCAGAUGACGGGGGUGCUGGUGGAAGAACUAGGUGCUGACUGGCGGGACAAAGUGGCCUCCUUUGAGGAAACGCCUUUUGCAGCUGCCUCCAUUGGACAGGUGCACCUUGGAGUGUUGAAGGAUGGGACGGAAGUGGCAAUGAAGAUCCAGUAUCCAGGUAUUGCUCAGAGUAUCCGAAGUGAUGUGGAUAACCUUCUCUCCGUCCUCAAGAUGAGUGUUGCACUCCCCGAAGGUCUCUUUGCAGACAACACUCUGCAAGUCCUGCAGAAGGAGCUGGAAUGGGAAUGCGACUACGAACGGGAAGCUGACUGUGCCAGGAGGUUCAGGCAGCUUUUGGAAGGAGACCCCUUCUUUGAGGUGCCAAAGGUGAUUAAUGAGCUCUCCACCAGGAGGGUCUUAUCUAUGGAGCUGAUUGACGGGGUCCCCCUCGACCAGUGCCAGGCGCUCGACCAGGAGGUCCGUAAUGAGAUCUGCUCACACAUCCUUCGCCUGUGUCUCCAGGAGCUGUUUGAAUUCCGUUUCAUGCAAACCGAUCCAAACUGGUCUAAUUUCUUCUACGAUGCUAAGAGGCACAAGGUUACUCUGUUGGACUUUGGGGCCAGUCGAGACUUCAGCAAGGAGUUCACCGAUGAUUACAUUGAGGUGGUGAGAGCUGCUGCUGAUGGGGACAGGGCCAAAGUCCUCCAGAAAUCCAAAGACCUUAAAUUCAUGACGGGGUUUGAGACCAAGGUGUUUGAGGAGGCGCACGUGGAUGCCGUGAUGAUUCUGGGGGAGGCCUUCUCCACCCACGGUCCCUUCAACUUUGGCACCCAGAACACCACCCGGGGCAUCCAGGACCUCGUCCCGGUGAUGCUGAAGCACCGCCUGAGCCCUCCACCGGAGGAGAGCUACUCCCUGCACCGCAAGAUGGCCGGCUCCUUCCUCAUCUGCGCCCGCCUUGGAGCCAUCAUCCCUUGCCGCGAGAUGUUCGAAGAGGCCUAUGCCCAAUACGUUGCACGGGGACGAGGUGCCGCAUUGGCGGAAGGGUCAUAGUGCGAAACAGCAGCUUUGUGGCUGUGAUAUGUUGCUGUACUCAAAUGGAUUAUUGGAAAAAAUUAUUUCUGCCACACUGAGAUGGAGCCUAAUAGUUGGGCCUGAUCCUACAGCAGGUUGUGUCGAUUGUGGUGCAGAAUCUCCUCCCACCAGUCCCUUUUUGUACCAAUUUCUGACUUGACACACUCCAGGACUGGAUUUUGGGCUACCUUGCCAUUUGCUGUCUUAUCCACUUUUACAUUUUCUAUUUUUACUGUUCAAAGCUCCUGGGACCUCUCUUGAACCAAGAGAACUUUAUCCCUGUCUACUGUGUUGCUCUCCUACACUCUCUCGGUUGGUGCUGUGAUGUCUUCCUGAUAUUAAUGUGUGGACAAUAUUCUCUCCAUCUUUAGAGAUGAAAUCUUACUGCGUCUAGCUCAACAUUGGACAGUUCUGCUCAUCUUUUGUGUCUUCCCAUUGCCUCUCCAGCCCCAGCUUACAUUUGCCUUUGGAGUAGGGAUAUAUGUAGAUAAAGGGUGAACAAUGAUGGGGAUGCAUUGGGACAAAAUAUGCAGGUGGAGGGGGGGGGGGGAAUGGGACCAGGCACACUUUAUUCUUUCUUGUGUUACGUGAAUGGUGCCACAACAUGUAGUUCAGUCCACUGAGCCAUAGAGGAAAGAAAUAUGGAGGUGGGAUCGACAAAGAGAAUGGAUGGCCUUCUUGUUUUCAAGCUUCCCGUUCCCAAGCAAAUGGUUUAAAUAAGCUCAGAAGUGAGGCUGAUUUGUGGGGCUGCUGAUUGCACCAAAGAGCAGCCAGGAAGACCCUCCACCUUUUGCAGGCUAGGCCAGAGGUCUUUUCUCAGACCUUUUAGGACUGUUGUCGUAGGGUUGUUGUAGUUUUUUGGGUUGUAUGGCCAUGUUCUAGAAGCAUUCCCUCCUGACGUAUUGUCGAAGGCUUUCAUGGCCGGAAUCACUGGGUUGCUGUGAGUUUUUCAGGCUGUAUGACUAUGUUCCAGAAGUAUUCUCUCCUGACGUUUCACCCACAUCUAUGGCUGUCAUCCUCAGAGUUUGUGAGGUAUAUUGGAAACAAAGUAAGUAGGGUUUAUGUAUCCCAGGAAUGUCCAAAAUGGGGGAAAGAACUCUUGUUUGUUGGAGGCAAGUGUGAAUGUUGCAAUUAAUCACUUUAAUUAUCAUUGCAAAGCCUUGCAACUUCAAAGCCUGGCUGGUUGCUGCCUGGGGGUUCCUUUGGAAGUGUUAGCUGACCCUGAUUGUUUCAUGUCUGGAAUUCCCCUGUUUUUAGAGGGUCUUAAUUUUAGAGUUUUUUGAAGAAGAAGAACUUUAUUUUUCUACCCUGCCUCCAUCUCCCCAAGGGGACUCGGGGCGGCUUACAUGAGGCCAAGCCCAGGCAACAUACAAUUAAAAGCAAAACAACAGCAAGUUACAAAUUAAAAAGACAGAAAACAGCAUAACAGUAAUAAACAAGCAUCAAGCAACAGCUACCCAAAUUUUGGAGGGGCGAAGGAGGCCAACAUACAAAAUGAUUAAAAGGUAAGUAGUUCAAUAAGGUGGAUAAGAAUAUAACUGGCACAGGAGAUAUUAUGAAAACAGAGCAAUUUGACAGAAACAGGAUCAUCUCAGUUUAACAUACAUAUAUACAUAAUGAUGUAAUAUAGGAAUCAGGUUAAAUAGUGAAAAUAGAUCACAGUACAAUCGUUUGUCAUAGGGGUCAUCAGUCGAAAGACAACGAAACAUCCACAUCUUUAGUUCCUUGCAGAAUGUGGCUAGGGAGGAACUGGCUAAAUACUGGUUAAGGCUUUGCAAUGCUAAUCAAGGUGAUUAAUUGCAACAUUCACACUUGCCUCCAACAGACAAGAGUUCUUUCUGCCAUCCUGGACAUACCACAUAUGCCGUAAUAUAUAAUAAACUACGUGUAGUUCACGUUUGAUCAGUCCACACAGUGCCUUGCCAGGGAAAGAAAAUAUGCCAUGCAGAUGGUCAAUAAAAACCAAGUCGUUUACUCUUUGUAAUUCAGAACAAUAUAUGUACAAUCGUGUGAUCAGUUGCAUCGACUCACAUAAUGUCCUUUCAUGAGAGAUUUAAAAUGUUAUUUCUUUGUCCACAUGGAAAAUCUUCCUCCUGCAGCUCAUGAAGCAAGAGCAGAUUGUCUCUCUCUGUGUGUCUCACUGUGUUUCUACAAGGACUUGCAUAGCUCGUACCUGAAAAAUGUAACAGUAUCCAAAAGUCCCAGGCUCAGCCAGCUCCCCGGCAUGGCCCGACCAGUUUUGUACAUCUUAUUUUACACAUGCUGAUUUCUUUACAUGCUCCAACACCACAGAUGUAUGAACCUCUUCUUAGUUUCCAAUAUACCUCUCAACCUCUGAGGAUACCUGCCAUAGAUGUGGGCGAAACGUCAGGAGAGAAUGCUUCUGGAACAUGGCCAUGCAGACUGGAAAACUCACAGCAAUGCUUUUAGAGCUCUUGGCUUCCCUGAAUCUCCAGGCCAAUGUCAGGCACUCAACUUGGAGAUUGACAAAAUGGGUGGAAUAUGAUAAGCCAUUACUUAUGGAGUAGAUUGUUGCAAGUUCAGCAGGAUGUGGUCAAAAAGUGUAUAGGAAAGAAUGCAGAGCCCAUGGUCAGCAAGCUGUUCAUGGGUCGUGCUGCUUGAGAAUGCAAUUCUCUCUUUUUGAACGUUGUUCCUAUAACAUUAUGGGCUGGCGGUAAGGGAUAGCCAGAUCAAAGGUUUUAAUAGUAGUGAAUGCGAUGGGGCGCUAUCCUUGCAGCAAAAACUCAACACCAAUUGUACAUAUGGUAUCUACUCCAUCAAUUGGUAGUUAAAUAAUAAUUUGGCUUCCCUAGCACUGAAACAGAGAUCUGGAGAAGCUAAAGGGAGGUUUCUUAUAGGGCAAAUUGGCUGAAGAGGAAAGGUGGGUGGGCGGAGGAAAGCUGAGUUGCAGUUUUGGGAUGUUUACAUUGCAGGGCGUGUGCCUGACUCCACGCAAUCCUGGAAGUGGACUGCUGUUCGAUUUAACCUUGUUUUAAAAGCACCCUUCCCACCUAGUGGGAGGGCUUCCUGUUUCUGCCCGGUUUUGUGGCUCCGAUGCUUAACCAUCGGGAAAUGUGGGCAUUCGAUUUUUUAUUAUUUCAGGGUGGGUGGCGACAGAUUGCAGGCGUCCAGCCCCUCUGCCCAAACGGAAAACAAAAUAAAUUAAUAGCUCAAUUGAUGUGCGAGCCCUGAAUGUGGGGAAAGAAGUGAUUUAGCUGCGGGGUUUUCCAAUGUGAACAUCAGUGCGGACCUAGAACCUACACUUGAAUGCAUCAGUCUGAUCUUUGCAAACUUCCAUUGCAUCCCCUCUUGUACUGAAUGAGCAGAAGAAAGGCCUACAUUCUGAGUUCUUGAGAGGCAAAACUGGCUCGGUUUGGAUCCUGGUUUACUUCUACUAGUUUCCCAUCAUGUAUUUUAUUGUGUUGCUAUUGUGUUUUGGUUUUAUUUUAUUGUAAUAUGCUGCUGGGCUUGGCCUCAUGUAAGCCGCCUCGAGUCCCCAUUGGGGAGAUGGUGGCGGGGUAUUAAAUAAAGAUUAUUAUUGUU
Messenger RNA from Anolis sagrei ordinatus, 5416 nucleotides. The record is from RefSeq and is a predicted model, not a curated record. NCBI's taxonomy places the organism in Eukaryota, Metazoa, Chordata, Lepidosauria, Squamata, Anolidae.